UCUGCAGAAGCCUUUAUCACUCUGGAGCUGAUGCAUCUGGUCCAGCAGCUUUGAUCACCCUGGUCUUCCUCAGCUCUCUUCACAUCUGGAGAUGUCAGGAACCAUCACCAUCACCAGCCAUCACCAACUACAGGGCAUCUCCACCUGCCUGUGACGAGAACGUGUACAAUCCUGAGCGACACCACUGCAAAGUUUCAGGGAAGCCAUUUCUGGAGUCUACAACAAGAAAGAGCAGAGAUGGCAGAGAACAAGUCAAGCGGUGCCGGGAGUGGCGGAGCUGGACUUAUCGCGAAACGGUUUCAGAAGCAAUUGAGUCGGGCACAAGAGAAGGUGUUGCAGAAGUUGGGUAAGACCAUGGAAACCAAGGAUGAGCAGUUUGAGCAGUGUUCUCACAAUCUGAAUAAACAGCAGAGUGACGGGAACAGGCUAUACAAAGACAUUAAGGCAUAUUACAAUGCCGUCAAAGCGAUGCACGAGACCUCCAAACGCCUAUCCCAGACGCUGAAGGAUGUCUAUGAACCUGACUGGAAAGGAGCAGAAGGUCUAGCCGCGAUCAUAGAUAAUGAAGACCUUCUGUGGAAUGACUAUGAGGAGAAGCUAGCAGAUCAAACAGUGCGCACCAUGGAAAGCUACGUUAGCCAAUUUCCUGAAGUGAAGGAGAGAGUGUCUAAACGUGGGAGGAAGCUCGUCGACUAUGAUUCUGCCCGUCACCACCUGGAGGGGCUGCAAAACACCAAAAAGAAAGAUGAAGCGAAAAUCACCAAGGCAGAGGAAGAAUUCAACAAAGCACAGACUGUCUUUGAGGACAUCAACAAAGAGCUGAGGGAAGAGUUACCAGUUCUCUAUCAAAGCCGAAUUGGUUGCUAUGUGACGGUCUUCCAGAACAUCUCCAAUUUGCGGGAUGUCUUCUACAAAGAGAUGAGCAAGCUCAACAAUGAACUUUACAAUGUGAUGAAGAAACUGGAGACUCAACAUUCAGACAUUACGUUUAUCAUCAAAGGGCUGCACAGCACAUCCACGAAAAAACGGCGAUCUCUGAUUAUCUCCGCGCCCAUCCCUUGUAACACGGCCUUCCCCUCAGAUCACAAAGCCAACCAUGGGCCCACCCAGGAUGAGAACCGGUCCGAUCCAGCCAGCCCCAUAAAUAAAGUAGGGGAAAAAGACAAAGAGGAGGGAGAGGAGGAGGAAGACCAGACUGGGGCUUUGGUGGAACAGCAGACACCUGAAGAUCCAGAUGUUUCACAGAGUGAAGUCCCCGAGGAGCCAGAUAUGAAUGGUCAUAGCGAUGCCAAAGCAGAAAGCCUGUGUGAAGAUGAACCUGAACUGAACGACACCAAUAAUGAGAGUGACGGGGAGGAAAUGCCAAAUGUAGAGGAGGAGGGAAGGAAAGAGGCGGUGUCAGAGGUCACUACUGACCAAUCAGAAUACAGCCCUGCUCAGGACCCCCUCGUGGAGGAAGAUAACCCUACUGAAACACUGGAGAGACAUGGUGAUAUGUCUGACCCUGCCGCUAACAUUGAAGACACACCAGUGUCUUCCUCCAGUACGGAUGUAAAAAAUACAGACCAUCCUGACUUUCCACCUGGAUUUCUCUACAAGGGGGUGGCCCUGGAGGAUAAUCCCACCAAGGACACCGGAGAACUGCAGUUUAAAGAAGGUGACGUCAUUCUGGUUGUUUGUGAUUUGGAGGAAAAGCCUGAAGGCAUUUUAAAUGGUGUGAAAGAGACUGACUGGAUUCAGCACAAGGAUCAUCUGAACCACUCUGGGACCUUCAUGGAAAAAUCGAUCAGACGCAUUGAUUCAAGUUAACCUCGGUAUUCCUGUCUGUCUUCACUUACCUGAAUCCAAUGCACACCUGAGCCAAACCAAGUAGCCCUGAGUGGAGACCAAGCUCUCUUGCUGAGGCUGAUGACCAGCCAGUUGUUUUUCUUCUUCAUGUGGUUCCUUUUGUGUUCUUGACUUCAAGACCCAUGGAAUCAAAUAUUUUGCUGUGUUCCCCUUGGAAUAUUAUGGGGGUACAAAUGGUCUUAACAGGUUUUAAUAUAUUCAGUCACAGCAAGCAAAAAUAUGUAUUUCUGUGUUCAAUGAGCUUUAAAACAAACUUUUACUGCAUUACUGAUGGAGUUUGCAUUUAAAAUCUUUCACUCGAGAAAUUUAACGUGUUUGGAACGCCACAGUAAAGGGUCGUGAUGACAUUCCAUAUCAUCACAGCACCGUGUAUAUUAUAGGUAUUUGUCCUCUACAUAAAAUACUGGAAGCUUGGAGUUAGCAAUACACAUUAGCUUGUUGCCUUUUUGUCAUGUUACAUUUUAAUUUUGAUUGGAAAGACCUGUACAUGAUGUAUUUGACUGUAAUAAAUUCAUCACCACUCUGUUUGCUACUA
Brienomyrus brachyistius is the source of this 2383-nucleotide messenger RNA. It is a transcript of the gene bin2b, whose product is annotated as bridging integrator 2b. Gene Ontology annotation, molecular function: protein binding; phospholipid binding. NCBI's taxonomy places the organism in Eukaryota, Metazoa, Chordata, Actinopteri, Osteoglossiformes, Mormyridae. The record is from RefSeq and is a predicted model, not a curated record. The coding region runs from base 238 to 1809 and encodes 523 amino acids. Gene Ontology annotation, biological process: phagocytosis, engulfment; plasma membrane tubulation; podosome assembly. The transcript has 14 exons. Gene Ontology annotation, cellular component: plasma membrane; cytoplasm; podosome.